Molecule: messenger RNA, 1451 nt
Organism: Bombus pascuorum
Lineage: Eukaryota; Metazoa; Arthropoda; Insecta; Hymenoptera; Apidae
Gene: Arl6
Product: ADP-ribosylation factor-like protein 6
Exons: 3
Coding region: 525-1094 (189 amino acids)
Biological process (GO): vesicle-mediated transport; cilium assembly; intracellular protein transport
Cellular component (GO): cytoplasm; axoneme
Molecular function (GO): GTPase activity; GTP binding
Source: RefSeq, a predicted model, not a curated record
UUCAUUAAUAUACUAACUUACCAUUUUUUAAAUGUUUUUUAUUCAACAAGUUUCAGAAAUUCAAAAACAGAUUAAUAACAGAACAUUUAUUUAAAAUUACUUAUAGAUUUAAUUCUACAAUCACUGUUCUGAUCACGAUAAUACAUAUAGAUUUACUUUAUAAUACUUUAUAUGACUGUAGUUCCGAGCGAACACGGAAGCAAGCGCUUUACCAGCAGUUCUCAAUCAAGUGGGGAAAAUAGUAUUUAUAUACACAUACACAUACAUAUUUAAGAUGUAAGUCUGUGUAUAUGAUAAUUAAAUACAUUAGACAUCGUAAUUUUUAUACAGUUUCUAUUUAAAGUAACAAGAUGAUAAUAAAAUAUGCUAUUUAUAUUAAUAAAUUAGAUAUAAAUAUAUUGGAAAAUGAAUGAGACACAUUUAUCAUGUUCGAGUCUAUUGUUGUCUUCCCUACCAGUCAUUGUUAUAGCGUUCACUAUUGAUAUUCGAUAAAUACGUGACAAGUCUUCAAAGGAAUACAGAAAAUGGGGCUAUUUGAUCGUUUAGCAAAUCUUUUAGGUUUUAGGAAAAAAGAAGUAAACGUUUUAGUAGUGGGCCUUAAUAAUAGUGGUAAGUCGACGGUCAUAAAUAAUUUCAAACGCGAGGAUGACCGUUGCAUAGACAUAGUACCCACUGUUGGGUAUAAUGUUGAAAAAUUUUCAUUUAAAAAUAUUAGUUUCACGGCAUUUGAUAUGUCAGGUCAUGAUCGUCAUAGACCGUUAUGGGAACAUUAUUAUAAAGAUUGCCAUGGUAUUAUCUUUAUCAUUGAUAGCAGCGACAAAUUACGAUUGGUUGUUGUCAAAGAAGAAUUAGAUAUGCUUCUCCAACAUCCAGAUGUAGCUGGUCGUAAAAUACCGAUUCUCUUUCUGGCAAAUAAAAUGGACUUGCCUGAUUCUUUAACCACUGUCAAACUUGUUGCUGGGCUUGGUCUUGAUCGUAUACAGAACAAACCCUGGCAUAUACGAGCGACAAAUGCAAUUACUGGAGAAGGUUUACAGUUAGGCAUAGAAUGGCUUACAGAUCAAAUUCGUGACAUACAUAUAAAUAAAAGAUAAAAAUAAAUUUAAUGUAUCCGAUGCUUUAAUGCUCGUGAAAGUUAAGCAGACAACAAAUUAAUUGAUUAUAUGAUCUGUUUAAAAUUCAACAUUUAAAUAUUUCAGACAAUGAUUUCAUGAAUGAAAUUGAAAUAGAGAAUGAAUGAACAUUAUAUACUCACGUGACUCUAGUCAUCAACGAAUCUGUUCAUUAAUAGACGAAUGUACAUAUGUACAUUGAAUUAUAUUUGUAUCAUAAUUCGUUCACACAUUGCUUGAUAGCAAUGAUUAUUAUUUAACUGUAUUAUUAUUUUACAAAUUGUGUAUUUCUGUUGAUAAAUUUUACAAUACAUGCAAUAAAUUUAUGUAUCUCUGAUA